AUUAAGAUAUUUUACCAAGUGUGACGAUGUAAGUAUAUAAGCUAUACAUUCAACUUCAAUUAUUCCUCAUGAAGUCAUUAAGACCAGGAAAUACCUCCACACAAGACCUCAUUGUCAUCACAUCACACAAAGCAAAAUGAAGUUUGCCACUGUACUUGGUCUUUUGUCACUGGCAACCGCCGUUACCGCAAAGCACUACUGCUUUGGUGGCUGCGUCAAGUGCUACUGCGGCGACAUCCAGUACGACGACCACCGAUGCUCAAUGUGCAGUUGUAAUCACAACGCCUACAAGUCCGACGACCCCAACAAUAAGCAAGGUAACUGCGAUCAGCCUGGUGGAUUUCACCUUGGAUGUGGCUACAACUCGAGCGGAAAGUGCAAAAAAUAAUGGUGCUGAGGCGGCGAUUGUCACGCUAGAAAUACUUGCUCAUGGAGAAGGCAGGAGCCAUUAUGUCACUCUGGGGUCGGCGUCCCACGUCAACGUGACAAGAACGAGCGCAGGAGAACAAGUUAGGACCAAUUCCAUGAGUGUCAAGGCGGUAUAGAUGCCGGUGCAGUGUUCAUAUUGAGACCUAGG
This is a messenger RNA of Colletotrichum godetiae, 577 nucleotides long. RefSeq lists its product as uncharacterized. The transcript is spliced from 2 exons. Bases 137 to 388 code for a protein of 83 amino acids. The record is from RefSeq and is a predicted model, not a curated record. Lineage: Eukaryota; Fungi; Ascomycota; Sordariomycetes; Glomerellales; Glomerellaceae.